Messenger RNA from Penicillium atrosanguineum, 390 nucleotides. RefSeq lists its product as uncharacterized. Bases 1 to 390 code for a protein of 129 amino acids. The transcript has 3 exons. Lineage: Eukaryota; Fungi; Ascomycota; Eurotiomycetes; Eurotiales; Aspergillaceae. The record is from RefSeq and is a predicted model, not a curated record.
AUGACUGUGUAUUUGUUCCCAACGAUCAUUGCAACAUCUCUAAUGUGGAAGCUCUCCCACGAGACACAUAAAAUCAGGGUCCUUUUCGGCUAUUAUAUCGUUGGCGCCUACGUUUGUUCCCUGGUGUUGGCACUGCAAAUGCCUGCUACCAAUUUAAGAGGAUACACGAAGCGGACUACCAGUGUUGCUCUGGUGUUUUUGGCAUACUACGCGGGAAAUAUCAUUGGACCACAUGCCUUCCUGGCUAAGGAAGCGUCAAUCUACCAGACCGGAAACAAGCGGAGAGAUGAGGCCGCAAGUAAUGUGAAUAAGAUUGAUUCUCCCCAGGAUGAUUAUGAGUUAGCUGAUUUGACUGACUUUGAGAAUCCUUACUUCCGUUAUGUGCUAUGA